UCAUUCACAUCCCAUCACCCCCAGAGACCCAUUUGAAAGUUGGAAAAGAUUGUAACAGGGGCUUCAUAAAAGGGGCCCCAAAACCCAAACCCUAACCUCAUUCGCUCGCGGUUAUGGCGUCCGAGAGCGCUUCUCGAUCGAGUUCUGCGGCGGAUACCUACAUUGGCAGCUUGAUAAGCCUCACUUCCAAGAGUGAAAUCAGAUACGAGGGCAUUCUGUACAACAUCAACACAGAAGAGUCCAGUAUUGGCCUAAGAAAUGUGCGAUCUUUUGGUACAGAAGGAAGGAAAAAAGAUGGCCCACAAAUUCCCCCGGGUGACAAGGUUUAUGAGUAUAUACUUUUCCGUGGUACUGACAUCAAGGAUUUACAAGUCAAAUCCUCUCCACCUGUGCAGCCUCCUCCACAAGUCAACAAUGACCCAGCUAUUAUUCAGUCUCACUAUCCUCAUCCUGUCACCACACCUACAAGUUUGCCUUCUGCUGUAAGUGGGCCUUUGACUGAUCUUAACUCUCAUACCCCUCAGCUUGGACUUCCUGGGUCAAAUUUUCAAGGGCCCUUACCUUUGUAUCAACCUGGAGGUAACAUAGGAUCAUGGGGAGCUUCUCCGCCUGCUCCAAAUGCAAAUGGUGGUAGGCUUGCUAUGCCAAUGUAUUGGCAAGGAUAUUAUGGUACUCCCAAUGGGCUUCCUCAAUUGCAACAACAAUCUUUACUUCGACCUCCACCUGGUUUAUCAAUGCCUUCCUCCUUGCAGCAGCCUAUGCAGUAUCCCAGUUUUAGUCACUCUUUACCUACUGUAUCUUCAAACUUACCAGAAUUACCAUCAUCUUUACUACCUGUGAGUACUACUACCCCUAGUUUAACAUCUGCUUCCUUGCCUCCGUCUAAUUUUGCCCCAGCACCUUCUGCUUUGCCUCCUGCACCUUCUGCAUUGCCUCCUGCACCUUCUGCAUUGCCUCCUGCACCAUCUGCUUUGCCUUCGGCUUUGCCUCCUGCACCUUCUGCAACGCUUGCUUCUGAAAUUUUGCCAGCAUCAGUAACAAACAAGAUACCCAAUGUUUCAACUUCAGCAACCAUGUUAGCUGCUAGCUUACCUUCACUGACUUCACUGACUAAUUCUGGUCCAGAAAUAAAUGCUAUAGUUCCACCCAUCAACAGCAAACCAAAUGCAAUUUCAGGUUCAAGCUUAGCCUAUCAAACUGGAUCACAGUUGUCUCCUGCAGUUAUUGGAUCAUCAACUUCUAUCCAUACAGAAACAUCAGCCCCUUCUCUGAUUACCCCAGGUCAAUUAUUGCAGCCUGGACCAUCAAUAGUUACUUCAGCUCUUCCUUCACAAGCACCUCAUAAGGAUGUUGAAGUGGUUCAGGUAUCAUCAAUGCCAUCUUCUGAGUCAUCUCUGCCAGUUUUUACUGAUGUUCAACCACCAAUACUGCCUUUGCCAGUAACUUCACGACCCAAUCACAGGGUAUCCUCUCUUCUUGAUCUAUUAGUUUGUUUUUUAUUGUUUUUUAUAUGUUUGUAUGUUUCCACACAAUAUCGUAAUAUGGGGGAUGUUUUGUUAAUGAAUUGGAAUAAUCUCAUCCUCUAAAGGUAUUUAGGGUGCAUGGAUGGACAGUUGUAAAUGAUUUUAGAUUAUCCUGAUUUUGGUUAGAAUGAAGUGCAUGUUUGAUUGAGCAUUUGUAAGAUUCUAAAUGAAUGUAA
This is a messenger RNA of Vigna umbellata (rice bean), 1699 nucleotides long. The record is from RefSeq and is a predicted model, not a curated record. NCBI's taxonomy places the organism in Eukaryota, Viridiplantae, Streptophyta, Magnoliopsida, Fabales, Fabaceae.